Onthophagus taurus is the source of this 3299-nucleotide messenger RNA. RefSeq names its product serine/threonine-protein phosphatase 4 regulatory subunit 1. NCBI's taxonomy places the organism in Eukaryota, Metazoa, Arthropoda, Insecta, Coleoptera, Scarabaeidae. Gene Ontology annotation, biological process: protein dephosphorylation. Gene Ontology annotation, cellular component: cytoplasm. Gene Ontology annotation, molecular function: protein binding; protein phosphatase regulator activity. The record is from RefSeq and is a predicted model, not a curated record.
CAUAAACCCAAAUAUGAAUAAGAACCAAUGUGACAAGGCCAAGUUUUGUUUUUAUACAAACCAAGUUUUUCUAUAAAGAGUAAAUUAUGAAUAGCACGUAUCAGUGAUUGAAUCUAACGUUUAUCAGUAAAGCGACCCACGCAAAAUCGAUCGUCGAGUCGAAGGGAAUCGAGCUGCAUUAGCCCCGGAAACGCAAUCACGUGCCCGUGCUGCCCCAAUGUUAUGUUUUGAUGCUCGCACAAAAUGGCUGAUGUCUCGCUAACACACGAGGACAACUUCGAGGACCGCGACAAAGGAAUUUUCGAGCAAGGAGAUGGUUCAACCCCGAGCAGUCAAGUGGAGGACGAUUCGCUGCCACCUCUUCUCAGGAUACAGAAGUACGCACAGUCCGAGAAUUUUAACGAUCGCCGAAUGGUAUGGAGUUUACUUACGGAAUUAUUCAAGACUGCCCCUCCGGAUACGAUGACGGCCUUUUUACCCCAAAUCAUGAAUACCGUUGUGAAGUUGGUUGAUGAAUCAGAUCUCGCUCGCAAAGAAUACUUGAAACAAAUCCCAAAUGUAGCGGUUAUAGCGAAAGAAUGUUCCGCAAGAAUACCAGCCCUCGAAAACAUCUCGUCCCAGUAUUUACUACCGGUAAUUGUAAGGAAUUUAAGAGCCGACAACGACGAUGUAUGGAGAUGCGUCCAAACUGCCUUAUUCUCGAUGAUAAAAUUGGAGUUGGUUUCGUUGAGAGACAUCGAAGUAAAGGUGUGUCCUACGGUUCUCGCAUUAUCCAGGGAUAGAGAAGGUCCUCAUAAAGGAAUUGAAAGUACUAUCAUCACCGCUGCUUUGACGUUAAUGAGUAAACUUGCGACUUUCCUUGGACCGGAAGUUACAGAACGGGUUUUGCUUGACCGUUUUGCGGAAUUGUGCCACGACAAAAACGUUACAAUACGACGAGUAUGUGCUGUUCAAUUUCAUAAUUUUUGUUCGGUCGUUGGGAAGAAUGCUUACGAAAAAGUUUUGUUACCAAGUUUUAUAGAUUUAUGUAACGACCCGGAAUGGACUGUACGAAAAGUCUGCGCGGAUAUGGCCAUUUCAGUUUCUUACGGUUGUCCACCAGAAAUUCGAAGAACCUCUUUGGUGCCGAUUUUCGUCAAUCUACUGAAAGAUUCAAGUCGAUGGGUGCGAAUGUCGGCCUUUCAAACUUUAGGUCCAUUUAUAUCAACUUUUGCCGAUCCGGCUAAUUCAAUAUCAUUAUAUGGCAAUCUUGGCGAACAAAUUUAUGUCAAUACAGAUGGAACUGAUUUUAGAAUAAAAACAACAUUUCGUCACCGCCAAUUCGAAAUGUUACAUGAUUACGUCGUCAAAAACAUGUUCAAUUUUAAUCCACUUGAAGAUCCUUGCUUAGACGAUUACGACGUCCGCGAAGCGGGUGACAUAACAAUCGACAUUCCAAUGUCCGAAGAUGAUGAAUCAACCGAAUCCUCAACAUCCGUCGAAGUAACCGAUAUUGAUAAAAAACUCGAAGAUGUUAUCAUCCAAAAAAGUUAUAACGUCGUUUCGAAAGCUUUAUACGGCGAAGUGAUUGCCGACGAUGUUUUUACGGACGACGACGAAACGUUAGUCAAUCAAUCUUCGUCUUUGGCAGAGUUUUCAACGGGGACAAUUAAAGAAAAUGAAGAUAUUAAAGAGAUUGUUGAAACGGUGAAAAACGCGGUCUUAAGUUUUAGGAGUGAUUGUAAUAAAAGCGAGGAGGGUUGUUUUGAGAAUAAUAAGGAGUUCAAUAAUGAAGACUUUAUUGGGACUGAGAUUCUGUUGGAUGAUGUUGGUGUUGAAGAUGUUGAUUUAAGAACUAUUGAGAAAAGGGAUGUUGUUAAGAAGGAUGAGCAAACGAUAAUUAAGAAGGAUGAUGGAGAUUUAAAUCAAUUUAAUUCUUAUAAUUAUUGGUAUAUUAGUCCGGAUAUUCCUGUCGAUUUGAGUAUAGUUGAAGAAGGAAAAGUUGAACAAGAAAAUAGCGAUGCAUCAACAAAUUAUUCAACAGCUCAAACGGAUCAUCUAAGUAAUUUAUUUUCAUCGCUUGGACUGGACGAUUCAUUAACUAAAAAUUCUUCCUCAGAUCAUACAUUCACCAUGGGUUUAGAAGGUGAUACAUUUAAAGAAUCUGUUUCAUCGAUUGAAUCGUCGGAACAGCUCGAUAUUUCCCGGAAAAAAUGCGUACCUGAAAUUUUAGUUCUUCACUUUAUGUCGAUGACUGAUCCAUCUCUACAGAGAAACACCGACAACGAAAUGGCGUUUCAUUGCGCUUACUCUUUACCAGCUGUGGCUUUGGCUAUAGGAAGUGAGAAUUGGCACAUUCUUCAAGAUACAAUCGAAGAUUUAGCUUCAGACGUACAAUAUAAAGUUAGAAGAACGGUUGCGAGUAGUUUACACGUAUUAGGAUUGAUUUUGGGCCCGGAAAUCACCACGAACAAUCUCGUCCCCAUUUUCGAGGGAUUUAUUAAAGACUUGGACGAAGUUCGAAUCGGAGUUUUAGAACACUUAGCCGAAUUUUUAAAAUUGUUAUCGCCGAUCACGCGAGCUCUUUACUUGCCUAGAUUAACCGAAUUUCUUCAAGCAGACAACGAAUUAAAUUGGAGGUUUCGACAAGAAUUAGCGGAACAAUUACGCUUGGUUUUGCCGUUAUUUCGACCCGCGGAUGCGGCCAAACAUAUCGUUUAUAUAGCAACAACUUUAUUAAGUGAUAAAGUAGCUGCCGUUCGAGAUUCUGCUUUGGAGUUGGUUUCGGAGCUUCUCAAACAUAUAUCGGUGGAGAAGGAUUUGACGCAUCGAAUUUUAAUUAUGUUAGCGGAACGAUUUGCUCAUUCAAAAAAAUGGAAACGGCGGCAAACGUUCACUUUGUUGUGUUGUCAUAUUUUGGAGAAUGAAUCGGUUCAUUUGGAGGUUUUCGCCACUGAUAUUAUGCCGCAUUUAUUGGAUCUUAGUUGGGAUCCUGUUCCAAAUGUUCGGUUGGUUGUUGCGAGGACUAUUGCUAAGCACAUGAUUCAACAUUCGUUCUUUUCGGAUCCAACAAAUCAAUAUAAUGAAGGAUUAGAGACGGUAAUGAGAAGAUUACAAGCCGAUAAAGACAGAGAUGUUCGCCAGUCAGCUGUAAUACAAAGUUCCGAUGAUUUUUUGACAACCACGCCACAAAAUCAUUGAGAAUUAUUGUUCAAAAUCAUAACAUUGUGCUGUAUCCUGGGCAGUAUACUUAUUAUUAUUAUCACUGGUACUGAGCCAAGUUUCUUUAUUAUUAAUAAUUAUACGUAUACUACCUGUAA